AUGGACGAAACAAGCCCGCAAUUCAAAACCCUCUACAACGCAAUGUCAACAUUCGUCAACACCUGCAUGUCCGGUCACGACCCCUCCCACAACCCAGCCCACGUCCACAGAGUCGUAGCCCUGGCCAACAAGAUCCUCACCUCCGAGCGCGCCUUACACCCAACAACACCCUACUCCGGAGCCGUCGUCAAACUCGCAGCUCUACUCCACGACAUCGGAGAUAAGAAGUACCUACAUAGUCUUGCGUCCGUACUAGAAUCAGACAGUCAAGCCUCAACCCUCGACCCAACGACCAUGGUUCAUCACGCUCUCAUCAAGAACGGCGCCACGGAAGUUCUAGCCUCAAGGGUUCAAACGAUUGUAUCGCAUGUUUCGUAUUCAACCGAGAUCAAGGAUCCAUCCGUGAUUCGACGACUAAUUGAUGAGGAGGGAUUUAUUGAACUGGCUAUUGUUCAGGAUGCGGAUCGUCUGGAUGCGAUUGGGGCUGUUGGGAUUGGGCGGACGUUUACCUUUCUCGGUGCGCAGGGAAAGAAAUUUCUUGUUGAUGGGAAGUGGGAUAUGAAUAAUUCUAUUGAGCAUUUUGGGGAUAAGUUGGAGCUUUUGGAGGGGAUGAUGAAGACGCAGACUGGGAGGGAGAUGGCUAGGGUGCGGACGGAGAGAUUGAAGGUUUUUCGCGGGUGGUGGGAGGAGGAGAUGGAGGUUGUUUCUUCGUAA
Molecule: messenger RNA, 714 nt
Organism: Penicillium cosmopolitanum
Lineage: Eukaryota; Fungi; Ascomycota; Eurotiomycetes; Eurotiales; Aspergillaceae
Product: HD domain-containing protein
Exons: 1
Coding region: 1-714 (237 amino acids)
Source: RefSeq, a predicted model, not a curated record